This is a messenger RNA of Acanthoscelides obtectus, 214 nucleotides long. The record is from the annotation of a GenBank genome assembly. Lineage: Eukaryota; Metazoa; Arthropoda; Insecta; Coleoptera; Chrysomelidae.
GUUGUACUGUGGCAAAGGUAUUUGGAAGUAAUAGCAAGGCCAUGUCUGAACAGAAAAACAGAAAAGUAGAGACCAGUAAUGAUCCCAAUGUAUGGCUGAAGUGGUACCAUGAACUAAGUAUGAAAGUGAUCUGAGUGAAACCUCUAAGGAUGAAGAUGAAAGUGACAAAGAGGAAGAAAAUAUACUGACAGAGAGUGAGCAUAAUACAGAAUCG